AUGGUAGAAAUACGAGAGGCUUUACUCCAAGUUGCUGAUGUUGAUAGUGAUUCCUUAGUAAGAAGUGAAGCUAAAUCUUUUUUAACAAAUGAACUUGGUGAUUUUGAAUUUUUGUUGGAUAUAGUAAUAUGGUUCCAUAUAUUGUAUCGUAUUAAUUUUGUUAGCAAGUACUUGCAAUCCAAAGACAUGCUUAUUGAUGUUGCUUACGAAAAAAUUGAGGAAUUGGUUUCUUUUUUUGAGAAAUAUAGAGAAAGUGAUUUUAAUGAUGCCUUGGAUUCUGCUAAGGAAAUUGCUAUUAAAAUGGAUAUAGAUCCCCUUUUUCCUAAGAGACGUGAAAUCCCUGUUGUUUCUCUUAAAAGUAGGUUUGAGCAAUUUCAAGAGUAUGGGAAAAUAUUUGGUUUCUUGUUUAAUUUUGACAGGUUAAGUUCUUUAGUUGAUAUGAGUUUGAAGUCUUCAUGUAGUCGUCUUGAAAAUUCUCUUAAGCAUAAUGGACAUUCGGAUAUUAAUGGAGAUGAGUUGUAUGUGGAGUUAAAACUAAGAAGAGAGUUGUAUGUUAAUGAAAAACUAGGACCCAUUGAAAUUUUGAAAGAUUUGGAAUUGUUUGAUUGUUAUCCUAAUGCAGUUAUUGCAUAUAGAAUUUUAUUAACUAUUCCUGUUACUGUUGCAUCUGCAGAAAGAAGUUUUUCCAAGUUGAAAUUGUUGAAGUUCUACUUAUGCUCUACAAUGUCACAAGAACGACUUAACGGAUUAGCAAUGAUAUCUAUUGAAAAUGAUCUUUUGGAUAAAGUAGAUUAUGAAGAGUUGAUUGAUGAAUUUGCAUCAAAGAAUGCUAGAAGAACAUCUGUUUUUAAAUAA
Molecule: messenger RNA, 855 nt
Organism: Ipomoea nil (Japanese morning glory)
Lineage: Eukaryota; Viridiplantae; Streptophyta; Magnoliopsida; Solanales; Convolvulaceae
Product: zinc finger MYM-type protein 1-like
Exons: 2
Coding region: 1-855 (284 amino acids)
Molecular function (GO): protein dimerization activity
Source: RefSeq, a predicted model, not a curated record